GACACUGGGACCUAACGCCGUUGUUUAUAUAUUUGAUUUCCGCUAUAGGUUAGCUGCUCCUUUAAGCAUCCGGUACGGUUAAUUAAUUAGAUUCGAGAUACAUGCACCUCCCUGGCGCCAUUAUUCGCACCGCAUCAAUCUUCGCCGCGAGGGAACGGAAUGGCACGAGCCGGACAGGACCGGUGCACAGUGAGAAUGAGAACCGCUCUGAGCCCAGAGACAUACCCUCAAAACAAGAACCAGCUGGCAUUUCUCUCUGCUUCCCUACUUAUGUAAUAUAAUAUGUCGAGCUAGCGGACCGUGUCCUCUUUCUCCCCCUAAACGUGUCUCUUCUCCGCUGAAAGCGUAACAACAGCUGCCCUUGUCGUUGCACAGACGGGGAUGUCAACACCGCAAGAUGGUCCGCAUAGCGAGCGUCCUGGGUUUGAUGAUGUUCAGUGUCGCUCUGCUCAUACUCUCAUUGAUCAGCUACGUGUCAAUAAAAAAAGAUUUUCUCUUCAUGACACCCAAAUAUGCUAAUUCAGGUGGGCCUCGGAUGUAUAUGUUCCAUGCGGGAUUUCGGUCUCAGCUGGCCAUGAAGUACCUGGACCCGGCCUUCACCCCUCUGACCAAGGCCCUGAAUGAGGGCCUGCAGGAGAACGCCUCCAAAUGGCGCUAUAACAGAACGGCAUUCACAGAACAGAGAAAAGAGAUCUCUCAGCACAUCGACAUCGCCCACAACUUCACCCUGACCCGGAGCAGCGUGCGCGUGGGUCAGCUGAUGCACUAUGACUAUUCCAGCCACAAGUACGUGUUCUCUAUCGGCGAGAACUUCAAGUCCCUGCUUCCCGAGGCCUCCCCCAUCGUCAACAAACACUACAAUGUGUGCGCCGUGGUGGGGAACAGCGGCGUCCUCACAGGGAGUCGCUGCGGCCCCGAGAUCGAGAAGUUCGACUUCGUCUUCCGCUGCAACUUCGCUCCCACUGAGAUCUUCCGCCGGGACGUGGGGCGGAGGACCAACCUCACGACCUUUAACCCCAGCAUCCUGGAGAAGUACUACAACAACCUGCUGACCAUCCAAGACAGGAACAACUUCUUCCUGAGUCUGAAGAAGCUGGACAGGGCCAUACUCUGGAUCCCUGCCUUCUUCUUCCAUACCUCGGCCACGGUGACCAGGACACUGGUCGACUUCUUUGUUGAGCACAGAGGACAGCUGAAGGUUCAGCUUGCCUGGCCGGGCAACAUCAUGCAGUACGUCAACAGAUACUGGAAGACCAAGCAGCUGUCACCGAAGCGUCUGAGCACAGGGAUCCUCAUGUACACUCUGGCCUCGUCCAUGUGUGAGGAGAUCCACCUGUACGGCUUCUGGCCCUUUGGCUGGGACCCCAACACGGGCAAGGAGCUGCCCUAUCACUAUUACGACAAGAAGGGUACCAAGUUCACCACCAAGUGGCAGGAGUCCCACCAGCUGCCAGCAGAGUUCAAACUGCUCUAUAGGAUGCACACAGAGGGACUUAUCAAACUAACGCUCUCACAUUGUGCCUAGACCUGACUGGACUGGACCGAACCAGACUGGACCGGACCGACCUGACUGGACUGGACCGAACCAGACUGGACUGGACCGACCUGACUGGACUGGACCGAACCAGAGUGGACCGGAGCGACCUGACUGGACCGAACCAGACUGGACCGGACCAACUUGACUGGACUGGACCGAACCAGAGUGGACCGACCUGACUGGACUGGACCGAACCAGACUGGACCGGACCGACCUGACUGGACCGGACCGACCUGACUGGACUGGACCGAACCAGACUGGACCGGACCGACCUGACUGGACCGGACCGACCUGACUGGACUGGACCGAACCAGACUGGACCGGACCGACCUGACUGGACCGAACCAGAGUGGACCGGACCGACCUGACUGGACCGGACCGACCUGACUGGACCGAACCAGACUGGACUGGACCGAACCAGACUGGACCAGACCGACCUGGACUGAACCUGACCGGACCAGACUGGACAGAACCAAACCGGACAAGACUAGCAUGGACUAGAUCAGACUAAAAGUUACCUGAUUGUAAACUGGUUUUCUGGUUACGAAGGUGCUAUUUAACCAGAUUACAACCAACUGGUCUCUGUUACUGUAUAACCAAGUGGACCGUCUGUUUCAUGACAACAUCAAUAAAUAUUUUGGGUUGUUGUCUAGUUAGAUAGAUAGACUUAUUUUCUGCUUGAUUAGAAAAAGGGGUUCCGAAAGGGUUCUUCGGCUGUCCCAGUAGGAGAACCCUUUUUUGGUUCCAGGUACCUGGGUUUUACCUGCAACCAAAAAAAGGGUUCUUAAGUAAGUAUUUCACGGUAAGGUCUACAACCUGUUGUAUCUAGCGCAUGUAGACAAAUAACGUUUGAUUUGAGUUUUCCUAUGGCGACUGCUGAAGGACCCUUUGGUUCUAGAUAACACUUGUUUCUUUUUUCGAAGUGUACAACCUGACCAUGACGUCAUAAAAUAUGUCAUUGUGAUGUCAUUGCAAACAAUUUUUGCCCGCUGCGGAUGAGUGCGUGAGAGCUAUAGGCACCUAGCCCCUGUGCUAUCUGAUCCGAGAUGGCUGCCCAAGAUGGCAUCCCAUGCUGCCAUGUUGCUGCCUGCUAGUGCUAUGCUUUGAUACAGAUUAACUACAGCAGAUAAACUACAAGACAGUAAUAUCAGCCUAUAUCUUUAUAACCUGAGCUCAUCAUUCUUUAUCAGAGCUAUGGUUAACUUAUGGCACAAUAGAAACAACAGAAAUAGAAACUACAGAAAUUCCUUGUAUUUAUAUUAUAAAUAUGCAGGGGUUAUAUUGUGAUUAUUCCGUUUUUUAUUAUUCUGGAUAUCUAUCCUGAAAUAGAACUACACAGAUAUCAAUCCUGAAAUAGAACUACACAGAUAUCAAUCCUGAAAUAGAACUACACAGAUAUCAAUCCUGAAAUAGAACUACACAGAUAUCUAUCCUGAAAUAGAAUUUCCAUUCAAGUCAACGGGUCUGUGAUGGGAUUUAUGUCUGUAUCCAUAUGCCCGUUCCAGGGCUCUGUGUAUGUAGUGUCUUAUUGGGAAUGGGGUCUUCUGUUUUCAGAUGGAUUGGAGGUGGGGUCUUCUGUUUUCAGAUGGAUUGGAGGUGGGGUCUUCUGUUUUCAGAUGGAUUGGAGGUGGGGUCUUCUGUUUUCAGAUGGAUUGGAGGUGGUUAAUGUGACAUAAUCAGGCUGGAAUGGUGUGGGGUGAGACGGUAAUGCCACAACUGGUUCUAAGAGGAUACUGUUCAUUCAAAUUCUGAGUUAUUAUUAUAUACAAAUGAGACUAACUAAUUGUUGUUGAACCAACACAACUAUUUUUGUAAUCUGAACUAAUUUCAAAUAGGUAUUUUUCUCCUGGUCUUACAGAGUUUCCGUCACUUUUGUUUGUCCUUAUUGAAAGUUACUUGCUCCUUAUCUGUGGAUUAAAUACAUGAGUAAUCA
Molecule: messenger RNA, 3470 nt
Organism: Oncorhynchus kisutch (coho salmon)
Lineage: Eukaryota; Metazoa; Chordata; Actinopteri; Salmoniformes; Salmonidae
Product: sia-alpha-2,3-Gal-beta-1,4-GlcNAc-R:alpha 2,8-sialyltransferase
Exons: 4
Coding region: 398-1525 (375 amino acids)
Biological process (GO): N-glycan processing; oligosaccharide metabolic process
Molecular function (GO): alpha-N-acetylneuraminate alpha-2,8-sialyltransferase activity
Source: RefSeq, a predicted model, not a curated record